Scomber japonicus (chub mackerel) is the source of this 955-nucleotide messenger RNA. RefSeq names its product HUS1 checkpoint clamp component (gene hus1). The coding region runs from base 81 to 938 and encodes 285 amino acids. Lineage: Eukaryota; Metazoa; Chordata; Actinopteri; Scombriformes; Scombridae. The transcript has 8 exons. Gene Ontology annotation, biological process: meiotic DNA integrity checkpoint signaling; mitotic intra-S DNA damage checkpoint signaling; mitotic DNA replication checkpoint signaling. Gene Ontology annotation, cellular component: site of double-strand break; checkpoint clamp complex; nucleolus. The record is from RefSeq and is a predicted model, not a curated record.
CACAGACGGACCAAAUAAAAGCUCUGAAGCGCCAAACAAGCAGAGCUGAAACUGAAAUAUUUACUGUCUAAACUAAAAAGAUGAAGUUUAGAGGGAAGAUCGUGGAUAUCGCCUGUCUGAACCAUUUCACACGAGUCAUCACCACCAUCUCAAAGCUGACGAAGAUGUGCGUCCUGCGACUGACUCCAGACAACCUGUACUUCGUACUUUCUGGUAAAGUGGCCAACGGAGGAGUCAGCAUGUGGUGUGAACUGUCGCAGGCUAACUUCUUUGAUGAGUACCAGAUGGAGGGCGUGUCCUCCGAGGCCAAUGAGAUCUGUUUGGAGGUGACUCCAGAGAACCUGUCCAGAGCCCUGAAGACGGUCCAGAGCGCCAAAGCUGUCAAAAUCAAACUGACCAAAAAGCACUGCCCCUGCCUCACCAUCGCCGCUGAGCUGCCAACCCUGUCCAGCAUCAGCCGUGUCGUCACCCAUGACGUCCCAGUAGACGUUAUCCCUCGUCGGCUCUGGCACGAGUUCAAAGAACCAAGCAUGCCAGACUUUGACGUCAGUAUCUACCUGCCUGCUCUGAAGACCAUGAAGAACAUUGUGGACAGAAUGAAGAACCUCUCCAACUUCCUGGUAAUAGAGGCCAACCUGAACGGAGAGAUGAACCUGAAGAUUGAGACAGACCUGGUUUCUGUCACCACUCACUUCAAAGACCUGGGAAAUCCUCCAUGGGGUGAUGACGCCUCCCAGGACGGCGGUCCGUCUCAGAGCAGAGACCCAGACGACAUGGCCCAGGCCAGAGUGGACAUCAGGAAGCUGCAGCAGUUCCUCAUGGGACAGCAGGUCAACCCCAGCAAGGCCAUGUGCAAUAUCGUCCAUCAGAGGAUCCUCCACCUGAUUCUGCUGCAUGAAGACGUUUCGCUGCAGUAUUUUAUCCCUGCGGUGGCGUAGACGCUCUGCAGACAAGU